AUGGCCACAACGUACAAUAGUCGAUCUACUAUUCGUCCAGCUGAUUAUCUAGUAGACAAACGACGCGCAGAGGAAAUGGAGCGAAGUCGAAUGGUUGAAACCACUCAAUAUUACGCUAAGGCUGCUCUUCAGUCUACAUUCGAAGACCAAAGCGCCGCUUCCGUGAAAAGGAAUGCGAUCCGUAGACGUGUUGAUGAACUAAAAGGGCAAGAAGUCGCUGCAUUGGAAUCCAGACGUGAAAAAUUACGAAAAAUGUUAUUAGCCGAUGAAGAUCUGUACGAGCGAGAACUGGUUGCUUCUGAAGAAUCCACUGAACAUCGAAUUGAAGUCAUGAGGGCACGGGUCAAGGAGCUUAAGGAUAGGAGGGAGCAAGAAAGGAAGGCUAUUGUCGAGGAAAAGCUUAUGCAGAGAUGGAGAAACGAGUGCGAUGAUUUACGAGCACUAGAAUCCAAAGUAAUAGUAAAAGCCGUGACAGAUGCCCGUAGUGCUCAACUAGUGGAACAUGAAGAGCGCAAAGUUGAAGAAGCUGAAGAACGAAAGAAAUACGAUGCACUAUGGGAAGCAGAUCGCCAAAAGAAGAUUGCGCGUGAAGAGGCCGACAAGUCUCGUCAACGCGACUUAAAUGAACAAAUGUUGACUAUGCUAGACGAACAAAUGGCUCAAUUACGAGUGCAGGCUGAACAGGAAGAGGAAUUGAAACCCGAACACGAAGCCCAAACAGCCGAAGCAGCCCGUCUUCGCAUGAAGAAGGAACACGAACAACGACUAGUCCGUACCGAACUAGACCGGUUCAAUAAAGCCAAGAUUGCACAGCGUGCUAAAGAUGCUCGCGAAUCUCUAGAAAUGGAUUUGAAGAUUGUGUCAGAGUUUUUGGAAGCUGAUGCUAAAGACAAGGCCGCCAAGAGCGCCAAGAAGAAGGCGUUAAGAGAAGAGAUGCUCUCGUAUCGAGAUUCGUUGGUUGCGCAGCGUGAGACUGUUAAGGAGCGUGAGAAGGAGAUUGAUGCUAGGUAUCGGGAGGAGGAAGAGAAGAUGUGGAAACUCCGUGCUGAGAAAUGGCAACGUGAGCAACGAGCUCGCGAUAAACUCAUGCAAGAAGUCAUUCAAUCCCGUCAAGAACAAUUACGCCUUCAAAUGGACCAAGUCCGCUUCAAACAAGAACAAGCACGUUUGGAAUCCGCCGAAAUCCGUCGUCGCAUUGAAGCAACCCGCGCAGCUGAAGCGCAUGAACGUGCCGCUGUCAUGGAACGACGAGACAAGUAUAAAGAAACACUGGGACAACAAGUUGCUGCUUUGAAUGUCCGUCGUGGUGAAGAAAGGAGACGAGUUGAAGAUGAAACGAUAGCUGAUCGUGCUGCACAGGCUUCUUAUGAGGCCUUGCUGAAGAGUGAAUUGGAAAGGGCUUUGAGGGGCGAAUCUGCUAGGUAUACUUCUCGGUUGAGAGCAUACCAGAGUGUGCCUAGGAAGCCGUCAAAUGUAUAA
Messenger RNA from Synchytrium microbalum, 1479 nucleotides. RefSeq lists its product as uncharacterized. The transcript is spliced from 9 exons. Bases 1 to 1479 code for a protein of 492 amino acids. The record is from RefSeq and is a predicted model, not a curated record. Lineage: Eukaryota; Fungi; Chytridiomycota; Chytridiomycetes; Synchytriales; Synchytriaceae.